Gastrolobium bilobum is the source of this 594-nucleotide messenger RNA. RefSeq lists its product as uncharacterized. Bases 1 to 594 code for a protein of 197 amino acids. The transcript has 2 exons. NCBI's taxonomy places the organism in Eukaryota, Viridiplantae, Streptophyta, Magnoliopsida, Fabales, Fabaceae. The record is from RefSeq and is a predicted model, not a curated record.
AUGGAAAAAGCCAAUCAAAAGGGUCAAGCAUUUAAGCCCAAUGUUGAGACACCAGUUGUCAAAAACAGACCCCCACCACCUUUUCCUCAAAGGCUGCAAAAACAGAAGCAAGACACUCAGUUUAGGAAAUUUCUAGACCUCCUAAAACAGUUGCAUGUCAACAUUCCAUUUGUGGAUGCAUUAGAACAAAUGCCCACUUAUGUGAAAUUCAUGAAAGAAAUUCUUUCAAGAAAAAGGAGGCUAGAAGAGUUUGAGACUGUUGCUCUUACACAAGAGAGCAGUGCUAGUAUCAAUUUAAUGCCUCUGAGUGUGUAUAAAAAGCUGAAAGUAGGAAAGCCUAAUCCUACCACUGUCACUUUACAGUUGGCUGAUAGGUCCCUAGUUUAUCCUGAAGGGAAAGUAGAAAAUGUCUCGGUGAAGGUAGAUAAAUUUAUUCUACCAGCUGAUUUUAUAAUUUUGGACUAUGAGGAAGACCGAGAGGUUCCAUUUAUUUUGGGAACGGCUUUCUUAGCCACUGGUGGGGCUGUAAUAGAUGUUAAAGAGGGGGAGUUGGCAAUGAAUGUAAACGGGGAGCAAGUUAAAUUUAAUAUCUAG